This is a messenger RNA of Calypte anna (Anna's hummingbird), 4622 nucleotides long. RefSeq names its product SRC proto-oncogene, non-receptor tyrosine kinase (gene SRC). The record is from RefSeq and is a predicted model, not a curated record. Gene Ontology annotation, biological process: negative regulation of extrinsic apoptotic signaling pathway; osteoclast development; epidermal growth factor receptor signaling pathway. The coding region runs from base 163 to 1764 and encodes 533 amino acids. Gene Ontology annotation, molecular function: ATP binding; growth factor receptor binding; non-membrane spanning protein tyrosine kinase activity. The transcript has 13 exons. Gene Ontology annotation, cellular component: extrinsic component of cytoplasmic side of plasma membrane. NCBI's taxonomy places the organism in Eukaryota, Metazoa, Chordata, Aves, Apodiformes, Trochilidae.
GGCCGCGCCCCCGGCGCGGAGACAAAGCCGGGGCCGAGCGCUGGCGGAGAGCGACAGGACCGGCCCCGCUGCGUGGACAGAGGGGAGGCUGCGGCGGGAGCUGAGCUGACUUCACCUCCUCACCCCGCGGCGAGGCUGUAGCCGAAAGCACGGCCUGGGAUCAUGGGGAGCAGCAAGAGCAAACCCAAAGACCCCAGCCAGCGCCGGCGCAGCCUGGAGCCCACUGACAGCACCCACCAUGGGGGUUACCCAUCCUCACAGACCCCCAGCAAAGCUCCUGCUCCCGAUGCCCACCGCACCCCCAGCCGCUCCUUUGGGACCAUGGCUGCAGAGUCCAAGCUCUUUGGAGGCUUCAACACCUCAGACACUGUCACCUCCCCACAGCGUGCCGGGGCUCUGGCUGGAGGAGUCACCACCUUUGUGGCCCUUUAUGACUACGAGUCCCGGACUGAAACGGACCUGUCCUUCAAGAAAGGAGAGCGCCUGCAAAUCGUCAACAACACGGAAGGUGACUGGUGGCUGGCCCAUUCCCUCACCACAGGACAGACGGGCUACAUCCCCAGUAACUAUGUCGCACCCUCAGACUCCAUCCAGGCUGAAGAGUGGUAUUUUGGGAAGAUCACUCGCCGGGAGUCAGAGCGGCUGCUGCUCAACCCUGAAAACCCCCGAGGGACCUUCCUGGUCCGGGAGAGUGAAACCACGAAAGGUGCCUACUGCCUCUCUGUCUCAGACUUUGACAAUGCCAAAGGGCUCAACGUGAAGCACUACAAGAUCCGCAAGUUGGACAGCGGAGGCUUCUACAUCACCUCCCGCACACAGUUCAACAGCCUGCAGCAGCUCGUGGCCUAUUACUCCAAACACGCUGAUGGCUUGUGCCACCGUCUCACCAACGUCUGCCCCACGUCAAAGCCCCAGACCCAAGGCCUUGCCAAAGAUGCCUGGGAAAUCCCCCGGGAAUCACUGAGGCUGGAGGUCAAGCUGGGGCAGGGCUGCUUCGGAGAGGUGUGGAUGGGGACCUGGAACGGCACCACCCGGGUGGCAAUCAAGACACUGAAGCCUGGCACCAUGUCCCCAGAGGCCUUCCUGCAGGAAGCCCAGGUCAUGAAGAAGCUCCGUCACGAGAAGCUGGUCCAGCUCUACGCCGUGGUUUCGGAGGAGCCCAUUUACAUUGUCACUGAGUACAUGAGCAAAGGGAGCCUCCUGGACUUCCUGAAGGGUGAGAUGGGCAAGUACCUGCGGCUGCCCCAGCUCGUGGAUAUGGCGGCUCAGAUCGCAUCCGGCAUGGCGUACGUGGAGAGGAUGAACUACGUGCACCGGGACCUCCGGGCAGCCAACAUCCUGGUGGGGGAGAACCUGGUAUGCAAAGUGGCUGACUUUGGCUUGGCACGACUCAUCGAGGACAACGAGUACACUGCUCGGCAAGGUGCCAAGUUCCCCAUCAAGUGGACGGCCCCCGAAGCUGCUCUCUAUGGCAGGUUUACCAUCAAGUCAGAUGUCUGGUCUUUCGGCAUCCUCCUGACUGAGCUGACCACCAAGGGCAGAGUGCCAUACCCAGGGAUGGUGAACAGGGAGGUGCUGGACCAGGUGGAGCGGGGGUACCGUAUGCCCUGCCCGCCCGAGUGCCCCGAGUCCCUGCACGACCUCAUGUGCCAGUGCUGGCGGAAGGACCCGGAGGAGCGACCAACCUUUGAGUACCUGCAGGCUUUCCUGGAGGACUACUUCACCUCAACAGAGCCCCAGUACCAGCCCGGAGAGAACCUAUAGACCCGGAGCUGCUCCUGGCACCAGAAACGCUGCAACCCGGGCUGUGGGGUGCUGAGGUUUUACCUCUCCCACCAGGGGAUGGUUUUUGGGGAGCAGCCCCGGAGCUGGGAUGGGGCAUCACCUCCGGAUGUGGCCUGAGGAGGGGCUGAGUCCCCCAAAGCUCUUUUAGACUUCUGGCCUUAACCAGAAAGACUUCUGGUUUAACCACGCUGGCAAGAGGAGCCUGUGGGCACCUGGCCUGGGAGGGUGAGAGGAGCAUCUUCCACUGAGAGACUUGGCUUUUGGGAGACCUUUCCCCCUGCCCAGCAGCUCUGGGGUGAGCACAGAGGUGUGGAAAAACAUGUCCUCCUUUGUGUCCUCCGACACGGAGGAACUGGGGGACUGCAUCACCCCCACAUCACCCCACCUUAGCCAUGCAGCCCCAGCCUCCUCCACCCCUUUCUGAAUCAGCACAAAUUUCCCUGCCCCUCUGCCCUCCCCACCAUCCCCCUCCUUUGCUCCCAUUCCCUGAAGGUGCUGGCAGAGACAUUUCACCAUGGGGACGGCACAAGCCCUGGAUGAUUCGGAUGGGGUGAUGUGCCAGGGUGGUGGUGGCAGUGUGGUGUGGCAGUGGCGUGCUGGUAGUCCCCUUCCUUGGGUGUCCCUCCAGCUGAGCAGCACUAACAAACAGCAGUAGCAUCAGAUGUGGCUGCUCAUGGCUCCCUGUCCCAUGGGAGCACCCAGGUGUGUGCUCCACUCUCCCAUCUGCAUCUGUCCCCCUGGGGGACUCAUCUUGUCUAUCCUGGGAGCAGCACCCCGGGGGGGUGGGGGGGAGGAGAGCAGCAGAAGUCCCUCACCCUUCCUGCAGCCACCCUGACUGCCUGCUCUCCCACCCAGCACUCCUGGUCUUCCAGCCACCUCCUGGGAAGCACCCCACGGCUCCCAGGGAGCACCCCACAGCCCCCAGCCACCUUCCAGCUGGCCCUGCCACCAAAUCCAGUGCUGCAGGGCUCAGUGUAUGGCACGGGAGGUUGUUGAGUGUAGAAGGGAAAUAACUCAUUGUUCGUGGCUGCUUUUUGUUGGCACAGUAGGUUUUUAGCUGCCUCCCCUCCCAGUGCCCCUCGUGUCUUGGCUGCCAGGCUGUGAUGUCCAUGUGGUGGGAGCAUCCCCAGCCAUGAGCUGUCAUCCCAAAGGAGAAGCCUGGGAAGCACUGUGCCAGACAGGAGACAUCUGCCUUCUCACCUCCCCUCUACCCACUCCCCAAGCCCUCAGGCACAUUUUGCAGUGGGUGGCUGUCUGUGCAUCCAGUCCCUGCACUCUCCCACCUGCCACCUGCCUUGUACAUACCCCUGGAGCAGCCCCCACACCCCUCCCAGACCUUUACUUCGUUGCAUGUGUCAGUUUCCCCCCCUUCUGCAGCUGUGCCCAGCUGGAAACCCUUUGCCAUGGUGGCUCACAAGGCUUUGCUCCCUCACCCCUCAGGUCCCCAGGCACCCUUGUGCCCCUUGCUCAGAAAGACCUGGGGAGCUCUUUGGAUGCUCUGCUGGGCCAGGGAUGGGCUGGAGGGGUGCUGGCCCAGUAUGCACCCCCAGGAAGGACCUGAAGAAGGGGAACCAGCAGCUUUGCCCACCUCUUGCUCCUGGAGCAGUGGAUUUUCUGUGCUUCCACCUGGCUUGUGGGAUGGGGUUUCCCUCCAGCACAGCCUCCUUGCAGGCAGCAGACCCAAACCACCCCUCACCAGUCCCCCCAGUGCUGCCAGUGUCCCCUGAAAGCUGGGUGGGAGCUGAACAUGAGCAGGGGGGUAGCUGAAACCUCCUUCCCUCCCCAAAUCCCCCCCCCCACCAGUGCAGGGCCCGGGCACACCACUGCUUCCCACUCACCCAGCUGCUGAUUUCUGAACCAAGUGCUCACUCAGUUGGUUGGUGGCUCCUUUUUAAUGAGAAAAACCUACAAAAUCAGCUUGGAUGGGCUCAUCAGCAAUACAGAGAGAUCCUGAUUUUGGUGGCUUGGAGAGCAGUGACAAGGUUAAUGGAAUUUUUUUUUCAAAUCAUUUUGGGCCUGGAAGCCUUUUCUCUCUCUCCCACUUUCUAGCAGAUUGGCUGUGCCUGCAUUUCUGUCCUUGGGCAGGGACUCUACAGACCUUGAUGUUCUGGGUCUUCCCAUUAUGUGCAUCAUCCCUGGGACAGAGGCUGCCAGAGAAACCCCAUCCCAUGGCAGCUGGUCCCAGGGGUGUCCUCUGCCAGAAAUGAUAUGGAAUCAGGAGAAACCUCUUUAAACUGCAGUGACCACAAGCCAGAUUUGCUCUGAAAGCUGGGGAGAGAGAAGGCAAGCACACAUGGUAAGGUGACAGACAGGGUCUUGCAGGAGCACAGUGGGAUGGGGCCAGGCUGAACCCACUGGUUUCAUUUCCUGGCUCUUUCUGGCAACUGGCAGAGCAAGAACCCACCCUUGGCACAAGGAACAUCCUGGGCUGGCUUAUUUUUGGUGAGCUCUGAUGAAGAAGACAGUAAAGCAACACCAAGUCCCCCCUGCACACACAUGUCUACAUGUCCCUGUGUCCAUCCCUGUGUCUUGGUGGCACCCAGCAUCCCAGGACUCACUGCUGCAGCCAGCACAACCCACAGAUUGAGGGCCUCUCCUCCAUCACCAUCAUCAUCUGCCAAUUUAUUUUUUUAAGCCAAUAAACUCCAGAGGGGAGUCCCCACAUAAGGAUGCUCUUUGGCUUCCCGGGAUCACUGACACCCUACAGCUCCUCUGCUGUUACCAUUUUUUUUAAACAGUGUUUUUUAAGAUCUCCAACCAACUAUGCAGAGAACACGUGGAUCUGUGUCUCUCUCCCUAGCUCCCCUCUCCCCCACCUCUGCCUUUUUCAGUGUCAA